GGCUAGGAUUUCCCUGAAAUGAAAGUGGAAGCAGUAAGACCUCAUGCAGAACCUUCGAAAGUUUGUUUCAAGCUCUUUGGGACUGGAGGAGACCAAAGCCCCUAAAAGCAUACAAAUAAGAAUUUUAUCGUGGUGGACUGUGCCACUCUGUGCCAACCUCUGAAGCCUCAGCUGUUACCCAACGGAUCCCAGACCCAUAUCAGUGACCAUGAAUAUUACCCUCUGCACCCUUCAGAAGGAGCAGACCAGACUAAAGAUGAGACUGCAGGAGUUGCAGCAGCUAAAAAGGGAGCUCAGGAAUUCUCCCAAAGACAAGAUCACAUUUCCUGUACCAGAAGUUCCCUUGGUGUUCCGAGGACACACUAAGCAGGGCAGACAAGUGCCCAAGUCUUUAAUUUCCAACAUGCGUAUCUGCUGCCCUCUGCCUGGAGGCUCUGCUCUGGUCAUCUUCGAUGACCCCAAAGUGGCUAAGCAGGUGCUUCAACAAAAGGAACAUAAGAUUGACAUGGAGGAGUGCUGGCUGCGGGUAGAGGUCCAACCCUUGGAGCUACCCAUGGUGACCAACAUCCAGGUGUCCAGCCAGAGGAAUGAACAGAGGGUACUGGUUAGUGGAUUUCCUGCUGAACUCGGGUUGAGUGAAGAGGAGCUGCUGGACAAGCUGGAAAUCUUCUUUGGCAAAACCAGGAAUGGGGGUGGGGAUGUGGAGACUCGGGAACUGCUACAAGGGAGUGUUGUACUGGGUUUUGCUAAGAAAGAAGUGGCCCAGAACCUAUGCCAGAUUGGCCAGUUCAAAGUGCCAUUGGGAAGGCAGGAGGUUCCACUGAGAGUCUUUCCCUAUGUGAGUGGGGAGAUCCAGAAGGCUGAGAUCAGAUCCCAGCCAGUGUCCCACUCAGUACUGGUGCUCAACAUCCCCGAUGUCCUGGAUGGCCCAGAGAUGCAUGACGUUUUGGAGAUUCACUUCCAGAAGCCCACUCGUGGGGGUGGAGAGGUGGAGGCCCUGACAGUUGUGCCCCCGGGACAGCAGGGCCUGGCAGUCUUCACCUCUGAGUCAGGCUAGGUUCUUCAACCAGAGGGGCUUGGUUGGAGAACCAAGAGAUCUUUCCAUUUACCGACAGGGGGCAGGGAUUACACAUUGUGAAUUGCUGCCAGGGAAGAGUAAAAGUGCCUGCUUGGCAUGAUGU
Messenger RNA from Sciurus carolinensis (gray squirrel), 1181 nucleotides. RefSeq names its product interferon induced protein 35 (gene Ifi35). The record is from RefSeq and is a predicted model, not a curated record. Lineage: Eukaryota; Metazoa; Chordata; Mammalia; Rodentia; Sciuridae. The transcript has 7 exons. Bases 209 to 1057 code for a protein of 282 amino acids. Gene Ontology annotation, cellular component: nucleus.